This is a messenger RNA of Triplophysa rosa, 3087 nucleotides long. RefSeq names its product formin-H. NCBI's taxonomy places the organism in Eukaryota, Metazoa, Chordata, Actinopteri, Cypriniformes, Nemacheilidae. The record is from RefSeq and is a predicted model, not a curated record. The transcript has 17 exons. Bases 87 to 2498 code for a protein of 803 amino acids.
CCUUUACAGGAGACGGCAGACCUCGAUGUGAACAAAGUUAUUGAGUUGAUGAGUGCGCUGACGUGUUUUCUUAUGUCUCUGACAGCAUGGAUCACAAGCCGCUGGUAGUUCCUCAGCUCAGUAAUGAGAUGCAGCUCAGUCUCAUGAGUUUGGUGAAGGCAGGAAAGUUGAGUAUUGAUCAAGCUCUGAUUCAGGCUGGACGUGGCACGGUGAGGAACUUUCGUUCACAGGAAAAUGAACCCUCCCAGUACAACUUUAGCGUCCGCAAGUUCAACCGCUACAUAUGGCAGAAAAGAGUGUUACAGGUUGAUUUCACCAAGAACAUAUUGUGCAGCAUCGAGAAAGGAAUCGUGAAGCGUCAGCUCCUCUUCUCUGAUGUGAAAAACUGUCACGAUGCUGCCGGGACCAGAUUCUCCAUUUCAUUCAAAGGUCGACCGGACUAUGAGCUGGAAGCCGCAUCUUCCGGGGACAAACACAGGAUCAUGCAACUGGUAAAUCAUAUAAUCUACAAUAACAUAUACAGCCUUCCCGUGGACACAUCUCUGGACGUGGAAACUCCAAACGGACCUCCGGAGAACCUUAAAGAGGAACAUCUUUUGCUUCAGAGAGGGGGACUGGCAUCAUUCAAAUGGAAGAAAUAUGAAGCUCAUCUUCAAACAGGCCUGCUGACCUUGUUGCCUGUUGCUCCGCAACCUGCAGAAGCAUCCGUGUCGUCCAGCGAGUCUGUCUGUCACUUCUCGGACGUUUACGCCAGUGUGAAUAAUCACAGGUGUGACGGAGGUGACGGGACAGCUGUUGUCAUCCAUCUCUCGGACGGUAAUGUCAGGGUGGAGACCUCCGGCGCCCCCGACACCUUUACAGUGCUGAACGACAGGAACGACUUUCUGUUCAGAAUACCAAAGACUGAUCAUAUGACCUCAGAGUUUGUUCAAAAUGAGCGAGACGCCUGGGUGAAAGCCAUCAAACAGCUAUGCAUUGACUGGAAACGAAAGUCUCAGUGUGAACCCUUAUAUGAAGUCACUGAAAUGCAGAGAAAUCACAAUGGUAUUACAGAAACCAACAGCCAGCCAGAAUAUGACAUUCCAAAUAACCACACACCUCCCCCAGUACCACCUACACCGAGACCACGCUUACCCCGACCUUCUCCAGCCCAGCCCGAGGUUGUUCCAACAGCAGCAGAGCCAGAACCCAACACCUCCCAAAGAUCAGAACCAGAACUGAAGCCAACCCCAACAGCACAGAUACAAAAUCUAUCCACCGCAGAGGAGAAACCUUCACCUGCUUUUUCAUUCUCUCCGGCCUCAGCCAUGCUCGUGCCAGGUCCUGUUGGAAACCAGGGUGUCCCGCCAGCGCCUUUACCCCCUCCAAUGCCCAAGAAAACAGCAAAGCAGCUCACAAACAAGAUGAAAGCUUUUCACUGGGACCUGGUUGCUCAGGAUAAGAUUGAAAAGUCAACGUGGGCCCGCAAGAACCCCAAAAAGAUCGAAAUCGACACAUCACGCUUGUAUGAGCUGUUCUGCGUGAGAGACCAGGACACCGUCGGCAAAUCAGAGUCCAACAUUAACGUGGAAAUCAUGCUGAAUGCAAAGAUCGCUCACAAUUUCAAUAUUUUCCUUAAAAGUUUCCCUGUGCCUCCAGAAGAGCUCAAGGACAAAUUGUUGAUUAUAAAUGAAGACGACGGGGGUCUCUCGGACGAGCACAUCGCCUCUCUCAGGAGGUACGUGCCCACGGCGGAUGACAUUGAGAUGUAUAAAUCCUAUAAAGGAGAUGUGAAUGAACUGCAUGUGGUGGACCGGUACAUGCUGGAGAUGUGUUACAUCCUGAACCUCAGCGCCCGGCUGGACCUGCUGCUCAUGUUGCGAGAACUUCCCAUCUGUAUGGAGGACCUCACGCCGCUGAUUAUCCAGAAGAUCCGCAUGUGCCAGCAGCUGGUGUCCUGCGAGUCAUUUGUCAGCGUGUUGGAGUAUCUCCUGACUCUGGGCAAUUACAUCAACCACAACGCAGGCAAAGAGAAGGCCAAGGGGUUUCGCCUUUCAUCUUUAACAAAGGUCUCUCAGUUGCGUGGGAACUAUCGAAAGUUCACCUUGCUGCAUGCCCUUGUGGAACAGAUCAUGUUGCGAGAGCCGAGUUUGGCCACCUUUUUCCUGGAGCUUGCAGAAUUCGAGAUGGUUUCUGGGGCCUCGGUGAAAGGCCUGACAGCGGAGGUGGACGUUGUGAAGAAUGAGUUUCAGAAGGUCAUGCAGUACAGGAAAGCACACAAACGGAAAAACGUGGUUAAUCAGCAGCCAAAGUUCUUCAGAGACUUGAAGAUGGCCAUCGAGAGGUACGAAACGGAUCUCAGCCAGCUGACGAAGAGGUGCGAGGAGAUGAGGAAACUCUACACUGACAUAUUGGUAAAAUUUGGAGAACCUUUGGACCAAGACUCUCAAGAACUUUUCGGAUGGGUUGGCCAAUUUAUUAAUGACUUCAAGAAAGUUUACAGCGAGUAUGAUCAAUGAGUUAAGCAGCCGUACACGGAUAUGUGCAUCUGUUUUCUCAAACAUUUCAUGAAUACAGUUUCCGUCCGAAGGCAAUUUGAAUGCCUUUAGAAAGACUUAUCUAUGGACCGAGACCUUGCUCGCUGGAUCUCUCCCAUGCGCUGGUGUUUGCUUUAAUUAAAAGUCUUGGCGAGCUGCUUUCACACGAAUCUUUCAUCCUUUGCCAUAAGCAACAACUUGGAUUCAUUUCCCAGACAGGGGCAAAUGUUUACUGGAGGCACGUAUCUGUUUGUUUUCUCAAAGUGAACAGAUUCCAGCACGAGUCCUGAUUCUCAGACGCGCUUUAUGGCCUUGUGGAUGUGUGUGUUUGUGUUUUCUGGAUGAUACAGAACCGAAUCCACAACAAAGAACAUCAACAUUUCACAUUGUGCAACACAGACCCGUCUUGAAUUUUCCUUUUUUUUGGUAAACUAUUUCUAUAAGCUUUAAUAACCAUCACUGCAGCACAAAAAUAUCAACAAUUUAAACAAAAAAUAUAUAAGUAUAUACACUAAGACUGUAUAAUAAAUAUAAACACUUGUGCAUAAAUUGAAAAUAAAGAUGUGCAAUA